Messenger RNA from Prunus dulcis (almond), 607 nucleotides. Its product is annotated as probable calcium-binding protein CML44. The record is from RefSeq and is a predicted model, not a curated record. NCBI's taxonomy places the organism in Eukaryota, Viridiplantae, Streptophyta, Magnoliopsida, Rosales, Rosaceae. Gene Ontology annotation, molecular function: calcium ion binding. Bases 67 to 582 code for a protein of 171 amino acids. The transcript has a single exon.
UUUUCAUACAACAUUCACUCAUUCUUUCAUUUAUUUGUUCCUUCAUUCUACAACUCUUCUUUUGGAAUGACAACAGUGGUCUACAUGUGUCCUCUAAGCACCAACGACUUGCUUCGAAUUUUUGAGAUGCUCGACAGGAAUGGGGACGGGCAAUUGAGUCUCGAGGAGCUCAGCUGGCUCCUCGAGAGGAUUGGCGUGCAGUUCAGCCUGAACGAGCUCGAGUCCUCGGUGGGGAAACCGAGCCUCGACUUCAAUGAAUUCUUGUUCUUCUACAAGUCCAUAUCCAUGCAGCAAAAUUACAAGAGUGACGACGAUCGCCAUGAAGACGGUAACAUUCAUGAGGAGGUUGUCCCUGAUGAAGACGAGAGUGACCUUGUGAAGGCAUUCAAUGUGUUUGAUUUGAAUGGCGAUGGCUUCAUUUCCUGUGAGGAGCUGGGAAGCGUGCUGAGGAGAUUAGGAGUUUUGGAGGAGAAUAGCAGCCGUGACUGCAGGACCAUGAUUCACGUGUACGACACCAACUUGGAUGGCCUGCUUGAUUUUCAGGAAUUCAAAAACAUGAUGUUUCAAAAUACCAUCUCUUAAUUAAUUAGUGCACAAUUAUUUCAAA